CUCCCCCAACCGACGUGGGAUCUCACACUUAUCCUAUCCAUUCCCUUUUUUCGAACCAACUCAGUUCAAAACUCCCAAAAGUUAGAUCUUAGGUGAAGGGAAUGAAAAAAUAUGGUACACAGACCAAAUAGGAUUUACAUCUGAUGACAUACACUGAUAAAAAAUGAGAGGAACUUCACCAUUAUUGCCUUAAAACACUCGUGAAAUAGGAUGCAAAAGAUUUCACAACGAUCUAUGUGCUCGUUCGUCGUGUGUUAGACGUUUUUCUUGUUGGACUUCUAGAUCAAACAGGUUUCUAAACUUGAACAUCUUCCCAUCUGAUUGAGCCAUCUUUCAGUUACUGCUCAAACCUUCCAUAGACGUCCAUAUCUUGUGUAGUUCUGCAGUCUGUGCUAUCUAUUCUAAUUUACAAACAGCUUUUCAUCUUUACAGACGUCCUUAAUUCAAUCAUAGAUUUGAGCAAUGAGAUGAGUUUGAUGGACCAUACUCAUGUCAAAUGGUCCUCCGCUUCGCUCGCUGUCGAAUUCUCUCUCUAUUUCUUCCUCCUCUCACAUGUUAUAUAAGCAUCACGAUCCUCGUCUUGGAAGUAUUCAAAAUAUCUAAGGUUCAGUAUCUUGAGACACUGAAUGGUUAUCACUAUAAAUUCAGACCAUCUUCAUUCCAAAGAGCAUCACUUCCUCCACACUUUUCCCUUGUAAGUUUGGUGAAGAAAGGAAGCAAAGGAAGAGAUGGCCAUUGGACAAUUCUCUUGUACCUACACAGAGGAUUACAUAGAAAUGGAUAUAAGUUCCUCUUCCAAUUUCCGUUAUUCUCUGAACUCUCCGCCUCAACCGAGAGAGUUCGAGUUCCAAAUGAAUGCGGUUUCACUUGGAAGAGAAACUGCCAUUUCCCCGGCCGACGACCUUUUCUACAAGGGAAAGCUUCUUCCCCUUCAUCUCCCACCUCGAAUUCAAAUGGUCCAAAAACUCAUUCAAAACUCCAACGCUCACCAUGAAACCGAACCUUGCUUUGAAGAAAACUUCCAAAUCUCCUUCAUCUCGACCUCCUCCGUGUCCUCUGCUAAUGCAAGUAUUUAUACCCCUCAUAAGUCCUUUAAUUUUUCGCCUGCCGAGUCGUGCAGGUUCAGUUUCGAGCUAAUACCCGUUGACCAUUGGACGAAUGCUGAAAUGGGAAGCUGCCAAGAGCUUAAACAGAAUAGGCAGUCCUCUUUGUUUCGUACGCUCAAGGCCUCGCGAGCAUACAUCCGGUCCCUCUUCAAUAAGUCUGCCUGUACAGACGAGUCCUGCGCAAAACUAGCGGAAAAUAGGCCGAAAAGAAAAGAAUUCGGCUCUAAAAGAGACCAUGUUACAGCUACAUUAGUUGACAAAGACAGAGUUAGAAGACAGAGGAGAGCCUCAUUCUCUGCAAGUAAACCUUCCUGUCCAUCCUCCGUAUCUUCCUCCGGUUCUUCCUCGUUAUCGUCUUCUUCCUCUUUGUGCUCGUCAAACGGGAUGUUUGAUCCACAAGUUCUUAAGAGAUGCAACAGCGCAAGCUCGGAGAUGGCACGUUCCAUUGAAGGAGCUAUAGCUCACUGUAAGCAUUCUCAUUUUUUAUAAUUUCACUCAAGGAAAACCCAAAUCAAUGCUGAAGAACUGCUCUUCUCUGCUCUGCAAGAAUCACAAACUGAUGGCAAUGAGAAUUUAAAGGCAAGAGAGAAAGAACUACGCGAAGGAUUAAAGCUUGGAACUAUCUAGUUUGUUUUCUGGAUGUAAUGAUGUUGUUUUAUAGCUAGCAAUUGCUGUAAGUAAAAGCUCUUUAGUCCUGUCAGUCAGUACUAUUUUGUUCAGUUACUGUAUUCAUUGACAUCUUCUUUGGCUGAUGUUGUUUGUC
Molecule: messenger RNA, 1869 nt
Organism: Cucurbita moschata (crookneck pumpkin)
Lineage: Eukaryota; Viridiplantae; Streptophyta; Magnoliopsida; Cucurbitales; Cucurbitaceae
Product: probable membrane-associated kinase regulator 4
Exons: 1
Coding region: 729-1595 (288 amino acids)
Cellular component (GO): plasma membrane
Molecular function (GO): kinase inhibitor activity
Source: RefSeq, a predicted model, not a curated record